AUGACUCAAUCAAAACCAGUUGGAGACGAGCACACCAGUGGUGACGACAUGGCUGCUCUCUUAGCGCAGCUCUCUGGAUUGUCCCUUUCCCCGGACCAGGCUCGCACUUUGGCUGGGGCGCUGACGUUGUUGGCCAAUAGUGCACCAUCUGCCCCCUCCCCCGGCUCUGGCACCUCUCCCAUGCAGGGAGGCCCACCUGCCACAUCGGUGGCGGCGCCAGGGCUUUCAGCUUCGGCAGCACGUCGAUUGACGGCAUCCGCUCACCCUGUGCAUAUGCCUCCAACAGUUGCCCAACCCGUCUCACCUCCUGCCAUCGCCGUCACCCACGCCUCCGUUACACAGUCCACGGCGCCUGCUGCCGUUGCGCAUGCCGUCGUUGCUUGUGCCGCCAUCGCCCAGUCUAUUGGGCCUCCCGCUGCCGCUCCCACCCCCGUCGCUCAUCCCGCAGUACCUCCCGCCAUUGUUGACACCCCCUACACCCCGACUCCUGCAUCUCCAAGAUACCACUUGCCGCAACCUGGUUCUCCGGGGCCGUACUACGUCAUCACCCGUGGACGCCAGGUUGGGAUCUUUACCAACUGGACUGCCACUGCGCCCCUUGUCAUUAGAGUUCCGGGAGCCGUCUUUGAGAGUGUCCGUUCUCUCGCUCUUGCACGGGAAAUGAUGGAGGAAGCUCUGGAUGACGGCAUCGUCAGUGUCAUUGACAUUGAAUACACCCGUCGUCCUCGCAUGCAUAGGCGUAGAUAG
Pleurotus ostreatus (oyster mushroom) is the source of this 747-nucleotide messenger RNA. RefSeq lists its product as uncharacterized. The coding region runs from base 1 to 747 and encodes 248 amino acids. The transcript has 2 exons. The record is from RefSeq and is a predicted model, not a curated record. NCBI's taxonomy places the organism in Eukaryota, Fungi, Basidiomycota, Agaricomycetes, Agaricales, Pleurotaceae.